AUGGCAAAUAUGUUUAUGGCUUUAGAAAUUGUUCUAGACCUUCUAUUGCGUGUCUGUGAUUGGACUGGAGAUGCGGAACCUCCACCGUUAGUGAACGUGACAGUCCACGCGUCAACAAUUCUGGCCAUAAUUUUGUGGAACGUGGCUGGUGAAGGUGGACAUCCGAUCAUUGACUUCACAGCGCAGUACCGCUCCGCGAUGCCUGUUAAUGGCACGCUGGAGGCCUGGAAACCUAUCAGCCCUAAUCAUAUAAGCCCUAACUCUCGUCAAAUAGACGUUUACCACUUGGAGCCGAAUGCCUCAUAUUGGUUCAGAGUAUGGGCCAACAACGUUCUGGGACCUGGGCCGCCUGUCGAGGUCCUUGCGACCACCCUCUACAGUGACCAGGAAGCUGAACUUUACAAGCACUUCCUGGAAGGCGCUGAGACGUUCGACACCCGGACGUGGGUGGCUGCGGUGUGCGUAGUAAUGGGCACUUUAGCCGUCCUAGCAGCAGGAACUUGCGCAGUUCUGUGCCGCGAGUGGCGACGCUCAGGUGAGCCCCGGCCAUAG
This is a messenger RNA of Pieris macdunnoughi, 552 nucleotides long. Lineage: Eukaryota; Metazoa; Arthropoda; Insecta; Lepidoptera; Pieridae. The record is from the annotation of a GenBank genome assembly.